CCCCUUGCUUAUGUUCUGUUUUUUUUUCAUUCACCGCUCAGCUGAUAAAGCGAAUUGUACUAGAGACUGAAUUCUUACGACACUCAAUCAAUAAUCAGUUUGCGUUUGUCUUGUUCUCGAUUUGGACGUGAAUGUUCUAUUUACAUUAGUUCUUUCGAUUUGGCUUUCGUUCGGAUCCGGGCAGAUUAAAAUGAGAUACGUUUUCGUGUUUUUGUUAUUUAUGUUAUUUUACUCCGUUCAUGGAACACUUUUUGGACAAGGACUCAAAUUUAUCAAGGACCUCAAGAGUAAACUGGGACGAAAUCGCGACUCAACGUAUGAACGAAAGAUUUCGCCCGUUAUCUUUGUUCCUGGAGAUGGCGGAAGCCAAAUGGAUGCGAUUAUCAACAAGCCUGAUACAGUUCACUUUUAUUGUCAGAAAACAACUAGUACAUACUUCAAUCUGUGGCUCAACAAGGAGUUACUUGUGCCAUUCGUUAUCGAUUGCUGGAUAGACAACAUACGAUUGGUGUACAACAAUGUUACACGUAAGACGCAAAAUGCACCCGGCGUUGAGACCCGAAUUCCCGGUUUCGGCUCGUCUGAGACAGUGGAGUGGAUCGACCCAUCUCACGCCAGUGUUGGGGCAUAUUUUGUAAACAUCGCCAACUCGCUCGUCCUGAACGGAUACAAGCGGGACGUUUCGAUUCGAGGAGCCCCUUAUGAUUUCCGAAAAGCGCCGAAUGAAAACAAGGACUGGUUUAUCAAAGUUAAACAUUUAGUCGAGGAGACAUACACUUUGAAUGGUGACGUUCCAAUAACGUUCAUUGUGCAUAGCAUGGGAGCUCCUAUGACGCUUCUCUUCCUGCAAAUGCAAAGUCAGCAAUGGAAAGACAAACACAUCCGACGAGUUAUUUCCCUGGCCGGUGCAUGGGGUGGAAGCGUUAAAGCCAUAAAAUGUUAUGCUAUUGGAGAUGAUCUAGGAGCGUUCGCACUUAGCGGGAAAGUACUUCGAACAGAGCAGAUUACCAACCCUUCCUUGGCUUGGCUCAUGCCAAAUCCUCUGCUGUGGAAACCCAAUGAAGUGAUGGUUCAAACACUGUCCAGAUCUUACACUUUGGAACAGAUGGAGGAUUUCUUCAAAGACAUCAAUUUUAUGGAUGGUUGGGAAAUGAGAAAAGAUACCAUUCCGUAUUCGCUCAAUUUUACGGCUCCUGGAGUCGAGUUGCACUGUUUGUAUGGAGUCGGAACUCCCACAGUCGAGAUGCUCAACUACGAAAAAUCGUACGAUUUGACGGGGAAACCAACAUUGGUGAAUGGUGACGGUGACGGUACGGUUAACAAGCGUUCACUGGAGGCUUGCAAACACUGGAGUGCAAAGCAGAAGCAACCGAUUUUUGUGCAAGAGUUCCAGGGUACAGAUCACAUGGCUAUUUUGGCGAAUUUGAAUGUGUUGGAUAGUAUUGUUAAGGUACUGGUGCAUGAUUAGGCUGAUGUUUGAGCAGAGAUAUGAAAUUAGUUGUGAAGCAUGCAUCACCUGCGUUACCUGACGAGAGUAUGAGACUAAUGAUCGGUAGAACGUUGAUUGGCUCUAUGAGACUAUCUUAUUUUUUCCGUAGAAAGUUUUCAAUUAUAGAAACAUCUAGCAACGUAAAAAAUUGUUCGCGGUAAAUGAUAGUUAAAUGAUAAUAAAUGAAAUCCUCUCUUGCAAA
Toxorhynchites rutilus septentrionalis is the source of this 1691-nucleotide messenger RNA. Its product is annotated as phospholipase A2 group XV-like. NCBI's taxonomy places the organism in Eukaryota, Metazoa, Arthropoda, Insecta, Diptera, Culicidae. Gene Ontology annotation, biological process: lipid metabolic process. The record is from RefSeq and is a predicted model, not a curated record. The coding region runs from base 191 to 1468 and encodes 425 amino acids. The transcript has 5 exons.